Messenger RNA from Octopus bimaculoides (California two-spot octopus), 7328 nucleotides. RefSeq names its product WD repeat-containing protein 81. NCBI's taxonomy places the organism in Eukaryota, Metazoa, Mollusca, Cephalopoda, Octopoda, Octopodidae. Gene Ontology annotation, biological process: aggrephagy. Gene Ontology annotation, molecular function: protein binding; phosphatidylinositol 3-kinase regulator activity. The record is from RefSeq and is a predicted model, not a curated record. Gene Ontology annotation, cellular component: mitochondrion.
AACUCUCUAAUAUGUUGUUCGCUCUUAAAUAAAAUGAAAUCACUUUAGGUUGGUCUUAAUUGGUUCAAUUAAUCCAAAACCGAAAUCGACAUCGGUUUCUUGCUUCUCCUUCUUCCCCUCCGCUACCAACAUUAUUAUUUUAUCUCCCUAUUCUCCGACCCAUCCGAUUUUGCAUCUGUUCAACCUGGACGAGAUUUCUCCUCUUGUGACACACACACAAACACACACACACCACUUGUCUCUUCGUCAUGGCCAGAAGCUUAACAUUUACCUUCCUAAUAACAUCUCUUACUCACUUCUCCGUCUGUGGACGCUGCCAGACACAUCUUUCUCGUCUUCAAUGAUGGAUACGGUGGGUUGUUUUUGCAUUGUGUCACCAACACCCACUUAAAAAAAACAGUAGAAAUCAACCCUUGUUUGCCAGGGCUGAACUGGAUCUGGGUUCAGUUAAAAGAGAAAGAAAAGGAGACAAAGCUACCCACCUCCUUCAAACAUAUCAACAUCUACACACACUCAUCUUCAUUCUCAUCAACAUCAUCUCCACAUCGUCGAUAAUGCUUUACCUAAGUGCAGUCCUAUUCAACCACCUGCGUACCUAAACAUAACAACAUUAUCGCUUAUAUGAUCUUUCCCUCUUAUCUCCGGCAUUCAAUUUAAUGAGGGUUUGAACUUACAUCAACUGGAGCCAAAACCCUGCUUUCAAAACAUCACUAUCGACGCUCAUAACUGAGCUGAUCAAUACUAUUAUUAUUAUUAUUAUUAUUAUUACCACUGUUAUUUCUCCAUUUCAUUGGUGUUUUUACAGAGAAGGGAUCGAGACCAGUCCGAUCCCUCUCUAUAUUUCUUCCCUGUUCCACAAAUCACGGUUUACCCAUGGAAGUUAUACAGCUGAUCUGUGAACAGUUGAGGUUACCCACGCAACACAUACGGUGGUUAGGGUCUCCGGUGAACUCUGCCGUUUGUUUGGUGUCUAAAGAAUGGUUGAAGAACAUCAGCCGGGAAACUAUUGGUGGUGGCACAUGUGAUGACCAGGUGUAUUUAGCUGCUGACCUCUGUGAUGAAUAUUUAGCAGCUUCCAACGAUGACCUUCCCUUGGAAUGGUUACGUGUUCUGGUCAGGGUAGUUGAUAAAUCUGACCAGCUUAUCAAUGAUUUACCUGACCGUCCUCUCUGUUGUGACCUGAAGGACUACAGCCUGUCUGAAUUGUUGACAUACAUUUGUCAGGAAAAUCGAAAGAACCUCUAUCAGAAUGCCUGCUUAAACUUACUCACGCGGCAAGUGACGAGCGACGGUAAAAAGAGGAAGUUUACAGAUUUAUUCCGUGAAAUUGUACUGCGGUUCAAACCAAGACAUGUGAUUCGAAUUGAUGGUUGCCAACAGCAACAUCAACAACAGCAGCAGCAGCAACAACAGCAACAAUCCCGUUCAUCACCUUUGCCCUCAGCAACAGAGGGAUCUUCAACUCAACCAUUCCAUAAUGUAGUCCCAAUACAUCUGUUUCUGGAACUUUCUGAGCAGUUUCUGCUCAUUCAACCCUACUUUCCAUACACACUGUGGGAUGUGGUCUCCUAUAGCCCUUCUUUGUUCAAGGAGUCACAUGCCAAAUCCCUCUUUGUACAAUACCAGAUUCUCCAAACCUUACAGUAUGCACAUAGCAGGGGCAUCUCUGCCGGUCAUUUGAAGUUGCAUCAGGUCAAUGUUGAUAAGAAGCUUUGGGUAAACCUCUCCUUACCUCAUGUGUCCUUCCAAUGCAACCUGACCAUCAACAGACCAGAAACGAAGAGCAACAUAUCUACUUCAGUAUUCCCUUAUUCCUCCCCUAAGCUCACGAGAUCCUUAGUUGAUGAUGCUCAGAAUUUUGUCCGUUCUUGCCUGUACACGGUUUAUUCCAUUGAUGAUCUCUCUAACAUUGUGUCCGACUGGGUUCAUCGGCGUCUCAGCAACUUCAAGUAUUUGAUGAUACUAAACCAUUUGGCCGGUCGGCGCUUUGGUGAUCCUAACAACCACCCAAUUUUGCCGUGGGUCUCAGACUUCACCUCUGAACACAAAAACUUCCGCGACCUCUCAAAAACGAAGUAUCGCUUGAACAAGGGUGACCGUCAACUAGACUUGACCUAUGAAGAAAUGCCUAUAGUUUCAGGGGACCCAGCACACCGCUCUACUUACAUUCCACACCACGUGUCUGAUGUACUGUCCGACAUCACCUACUAUGUGUACAAAGCACGAAGGACAUCAAAACCAAUACUGUGUGCCCAUGUGCGACCAUACUGGGUGCCCAGUGAGUACCCAGCUAGUAUUACUCGUAUCCAGCAGUGGACACCAGAUGAGUGCAUUCCAGAGUUUUUCAUUGAUCCAUCUAUCUUCAAAUCAUUACAUGCUGACCUGCCUGACCUCGCAGUACCUAACUGGUGCAGGAACCCGCAUGAUUUCAUCUCAAAGCACAUGGCCAUGCUGGAGAGUAACCGAGUGUCUGCUGGCCUCCAUGACUGGAUCGAUUUGACAUUUGGAUACAAGCUGAGUGGAGAAGCAUCUGUGGAAUCCAAAAAUGUCCACUUGCAAUUGGUGGACAACCAUACUAACGUGACCAACUGUGGUGUUGUCCAGCUGUUUGACCAUCCUCAUCCUCAACGAAUCCUGCCGCCAAAGAAACUCUACUUUGAAUAUGAGACACUCCAGGUUUCUGUGAAUCGUGAUGGAUCUGGAUCAGAAGAUUGUUUCAGUUUUACUGAAGACCAGUCUUGUGACAAUGACUAUAUGUGGUUCGGAGACAAUAUCCCUCUCAGCAUGGACGACAAGCCAUUAUCGAACCUAGAACACCUUGAAGCUUUGUACUCUUUCAGUCCUAAAGCUGUUUGCAAUCAGCCCAGAGAGUCUUCUACACAGGGGUCCAGUUUCCUCUCGCCUAAAGUCACCGUGACUCAUGACAUGCAGGCAUUCGGCUGUUUACUGGGUGAGAUGUUCCUUGGCCACAAAACCCGUCUUUUGGGUCCCAGCGCUCCUCUCAAAGAACAGUACCAGCUAAUCUACAAAUUGUGCCAAAUGGAUAUCAGUGCUAUUCCUAGACCGUUACGACAAGCAGCCACCAUAUUGCUACAGCUAACUGAAGAAUUUAAACCGCUCCUUGGUGACACUGGUCCCGUCUUCAACUACGUUCCAAUCAACGAACUGGGGUUGCCUCCACCCACCCCAAGCCUCCUCACCCACCAAAUGGUUGACAUCAUUCCAUUUCCUUCUUAUUUCCCCCAGCUCUAUCACUGCCUCUGUCACCUCAAACAGAUUGACUUUGAAAUUGAACAGCUACAACUGUCCAAUGACAAAACCACUGCUGAAAGAUGCAAGUUGGUCAAAGUAUUGGCACGAGAGAAAGUGGCCAUUCUCCAGGCAUUCUUGCAAAAGUACGAUGUGGUCCUUGGUCAAGAAGGAGUUGAUCUUCUAUUGCCUUAUGUUGAAGAACUUCUUCAGAACAAUGAGACAGCGGUGCAAGCUGCCUGGACCCUGUUUGACAUUAUGUCUUGCCAGCUUGGUCCUGAAGUUGCAAAGAAGAAAUUCCUUCCUCAAAUAGUGAAACUUUAUGCUGAAGAAUUUUCUACCCCAAAGCAUAUCAAAUUGCACCACCACAAAUUCCUUGUACAGUUGCUGGUGCGUUUUCAGCUUCAGACAUUCCUUGAAAAUUUUUCAACACUUCUUGUAGAGGCAGUGGCUGGUUAUAAAGACUUUGUCAUAGAAACUGACUCAGAUCUUCCUGAAGUCGUUGAGUUCCACCGUCAGAAAUCAGAUUUCUCCCGUAAAGUACGCAAUCCAAUCCCAGCAUGCCCGGAAGAGGUCAGUGAAGAGUGUAGCAACAGUGCCGAGACGUUAACAGGGGAGGAAACUCUCCUGGACGUCCCAGCAGGGUUGGAAACUGAUGAAGACGCAGAAGAAUAUGAAGACUUUGAUGAGAAUGUGUUACUUGGAGUUGACGAGAAAAUGGGCAGUGAAAGGGGAUCUGACACGGCAAGCAUUGGCCGUGACUCCCUGAAGAGUGAUGAGAUUCCAUACAAGCAGCCAUUGCUUGGCAUGGAUGAUGAUGACACCAAUUCUUUAUUCCAAAAUGGUCGACGUUUCUCCUUCCCGGUAUCUAUACAUGACCGGUCCAACCGGCGGGACCGUAGCCAUAGCAACAGCCGUGUUUGCAGCCGGAUCAGUGACAGAGACAUGGAUGAACAGCUGUCUGCUUCGGAAGACAAUGCUAGUGACCUUUCUCCUCAGCUGAAAUUGUCGCAGUCCGAGGAAGAUGAGGAAGACGACCACAUCAACAUAAAUGCAGGCAGUAACAACAGUAACAACAACAACAACAAUAAUAUUGAUGGCAAUAACGAGUACGAUAACGAUGUCGUCAUCGGCGGCAGUCACGAACACGAUGAUGUCAGCAGCAAAACUGAAGCGUAUCAAGAACGUCAUCGAUCGUCAUCGCAGAAAGACGAUUCCCCAGCAUCAAGUAGCGGGGACAGAUCGACUGACAUGUGCACAUCGCUGCCAAGCAGCCAGGUCCCGCAGAUGCAUAUGGUGCGCAGUGAGACAGACGAGUUCAGAAAGUGCAUGGAAGGUAGUAAGUGGGAGGAGAUUGUGAACAUCCGUGAUGUGUCGUCAGACAGUGUGAAGUGGUUAUGCCACAGGCUCGGUCCGUUGCUGGCGGCCCGUUAUUUCUCGCUCAACCUUAUCAGACUUCUUCCGCUCUGCUACAUGGAUGAAGAACAAUUAUUGACGGCAACAGAGAACACUUCAAACUGUCGCAAGUCCAGCCAGUUGGUCAACGGAGAUGUCUCUGCUGUCAAGGUGCUGGACUGUCUCUCCUUUAUGGCCCUGUUGUAUGGUGAACAGGUCAUACUCUUGCAGUAUUUCCCAGCCAUGGAGGACAUGGUAACAGCUGCUGAGAAAGAGAUGAGCCAAGCAGCAGAAGCAGGGCUGAUCGCCUCAUUGGUCCUCAUGCGCCACAUGGUUCCACUGCUCUCUGAGAAAACCCUUAUGGACCUUCUCCAGGAUCUGAAGGUGCACAAAAUACUACAUUCAGUGAUGCAACUUACUGCACUGCCCAUCUGCUUCCCGAGUGGGACGCAUGCACGCAGCCUCAUUCUGCAUAAAGUGGUGGAUGUGCUCUACAUUGUUGGGGUGAGAAUUGGCUUUGAGAUGACCAGGAAGCACUUGACUGAAACCAUGCAGCUCUUUUUCAACUCAUUCUAUUUGGUGCAUUGUCCGGAUGCGUGUCCAAGUGGAAGUCACAAGGACUUUCUGCAUCGGACACAAGCUGUGGCUGGCAGCAGCUCCAAGGGACAGGUCAGGGAAAAGAUCUCUGGAUCAGUGGCUUCCAAUGACAGUGAAGACUCCGAGGAACUGUAUUGGAAGAUCAAGAUUGAUGCCAACACUGAAGAAUAUAAAAUUGGUUCCCCAGUCAACAUCCAUGAACUGCAUCGGUCCUCACCAACAACAUCAGCAACACCAACAUCACAGGCGUUCCGUUUGUUGAAGUCACGCUGCAAGAGAGCAGGGAGCACGACCAGCAUUACAUCAUUGACCAAGAGUAAUCUCAGUGACUAUAGCAUCAGCCCCCUGCCGAUGAACAAUACCAUUGACAAACAGCCAGAACAUGUGAAGCAGGAAAUGAAGAAUGUCUUCUCACCAGAGUUGGCUCAUGCAGCAUAUAUUCCUCUGUGCCAAAUCUUUGGCAGCAUCCACAUGGAACAGUCACUCUGGAACGAUGAUCUCAUUCGACAGCUCUGUAGCCAAUAUGACAGCACCCUCGACAAAUUACCAUCAUCAGCACUAAGUGAGUCCUUUGAUUCUUCCAUUGAAGGUGUGACUCCUGACCUUGAGACACCAAGUGACUCUAAAACCAUCGAAAGCUUACUGGCCAAGACCGAAGACCCUGGGCCCCAUGGUGGGAUUGGCAGCAACGUCGCAGUAGUUGGCAACCGGAUAGAACUUCAGCAGCAACUGGGCAGUGGACAUCCAGAGGUACCUGCAGUGAGUCCAGGCUAUAAGCACACCGGAAUCCUUCAUAUUGGACAGGAGGAUCUCAAAAACCCUGAAAUGGAGGUGAACAACCAACGCCACCUACGAGGCAACUGGCUGGCCUACUGGGAACAUGAACUGGGGCUGAGUGACCGAACAGCAGCCUUCAACUUCAAACACAUCAAACUGCAAACUUUCUUGGGUCACAACACCAGCAUCAGAUCACUGUGUGUGUUGGACAGUGAGAGCUCCUUCAUCAGUGCAAGUAAAGACAAGACUGUUAAACUCUGGUCACUGACCAGCUUUGGAGAUGGAUCCGGAAAAUGUGGUUGUCAAUGGACGUAUCGGUUGCACAAGAAGUCCGUGUUUAGCGUUGGCUUCUUGGAGAGUGUCCGUCUGGUUGCAUCCAGUGACAGUACUGUGCAUAUAUGGGAUCCAUUUCGAGGAGACUGUGUCCGUCAGUUGGAAUCAUCAAAGAACAGUCCUGUGAUUGCCCUGGCACCAAUUCCAGCACCAAGUUCUAUGAUGAUUACUGCGACUAAUGAUUCCACUCUCAGGUUUUUGGACCUGCGUACAGGUAGCUAUGCUCAUGAAUAUAGAUGCUCUCCUGUGUCAGCUGGUGUGAUCAGAUCAGUAACUGUCAGCCCAGACAGCAAUUGGGUUGCUGUGGCCUUCUCUUCUGGGAUUGUCUCAGUUCUUGAUAUCAGGGCUGGUACACUUCUUGGUCAGCGAAAGGCUCAUGACACUGAUAUAUUGCAGAUCAAAGCAUGCAACCGUCACACGUUUGUGACAUCCUCCUUUGACCAAACUAUGCGGCUGUGGAACUCCAGUGACCUGAAGGAAAUCUGUCAGUUCAAGGGUGCAUCAGAACCCGUUCACUGCAUUGGUUUGUACCGUAAUCAGAUCAUCUCUGCCACAGCAGGCAAUAAAAUUGGUGUCCACUCUUCCAUUGAUCGGCAUGCCAGCUACAGCAAUACGAAACUCCACCCAGAUACAUUUAAAGGAGUCUUAGCAAGUAUGGCAGUUCUUCCACUGAACAGGACGUUACUUCUGGGAGCUGACAACGGAGCUAUCCAACUCCUCUGUUGAAAAAUCAGUUUUAAAAAAUGUGGGGGGGGGAAAUACUCUCUCAUGGACAUAGUCCUGCUUUUAUAUGGGAGAGAGAGAGAGAGACAUCUUUUAUUAAUUACCACUGCCACCACCACCACCACCAUCAUCAUCAUUUCAUUAUCAUCAUUAUCAUUAUAUAAUAAUUAUUUGGGCAGUGGAUGGCCAGAAUUGGUUGACUGAAUGAACAGAAUAGCUUGUUACGCUCCAUGUUCUGAUUUCAAAUCCCACCA